This is a messenger RNA of Rhizoctonia solani, 942 nucleotides long. RefSeq names its product aldo/keto reductase family protein. The record is from RefSeq and is a predicted model, not a curated record. Lineage: Eukaryota; Fungi; Basidiomycota; Agaricomycetes; Cantharellales; Ceratobasidiaceae. Bases 1 to 942 code for a protein of 313 amino acids. The transcript has 10 exons. Gene Ontology annotation, molecular function: aldose reductase (NADPH) activity. Gene Ontology annotation, cellular component: cytosol.
AUGUUAUUUCCCGCUACGUUUACCUUUAAUAAUGGUCAGGUUGUACCAUCCGUCGGCCUAGGAUGCUGGAUGGGCCAGCCAGGAGAAGCCGAAGCCUGCUAUGAUAUGGUCCUUAAAGGUCUCAAGAUUGGGUACCGUCACCUUGACACGGCAUUUGGUUAUGGCAACGAAGAGGCCGUAGGAAAGGCUAUUCGCGAUUCGGGCGUGCCCCGUGAAGAGAUUUUUGUUACAACCAAAUUAACAUGGAAAGAUCAUGGAAGAGUGGCAGAAGCAUUUGACCGCAGUUUGAAGAAUCUUGGGCUUGAUUACGUCGACCUGUACUUGAUGCAUUGGCCCCAAGCUGCCGACCCAAAAGAUAAUCGGUUUCUGUCCCCUGAAGAAAGCCCGACGUAUGUCGAGACAUGGAAGGCCAUGGAACAAGUACUCUCCAGUGGUAAAGUUAAGAGUAUCGGCGUGUCAAACUUCAGCAUCAAAACAUUGGAAGUCCUUCUUCCUGAGGCCAAAGUUAUUCCAGCCACUAACCAAGUCGAGCUUCACCCAUCGCUUCCAUCUUUCAAACUUGUUGAAUAUUGCCAAUCCAAAGACAUUCUGGUAACUGCAUUCUGCCCGUUAGGAAGGAACUUUAAACUCUUCGCGGAUAGCACCGAGUUCAAAUCUCUUAACGAGUCCGAGGGGCUGACCACUGCCCAGCUCUUGAUCAGCUGGGCACUACAACGCGGAACUAUACCGAUCCCAAAAUCCAUUCAAGAAACUAGGCUCAAGGAUAACUUCAACGUCACACGGUUAUCCGAUCACGCAAUGAACAUAAUUGACAACUUCCACAAGACUUCAGGUGUUCACGGUACUCUAGUGUUCAAGGAUCCUCCCGGUGGAGCCUUUGGAUGGACUUAUGACCAACUUGGUUGGGGUAUGGAUAAGAAUGGCAGUGUCAUCGAAUCAUAA